GAAAGAGGCCUUAAAAAUGACAUCCAAUGGUUGGCCAAUUGUUGAGCCAAAAAAUAAUUUUGAUAGUUCUCAAGUUAAAUUUGGUACGAAAAAUCAUCGAAAACAAAAUUUGGUACGUACAAAAAAUUGCAAAACCAUUUUGUUGCCAUUAGCAUUUUGUAUGCUGCUAUGUGUAUAUGGUACAAGUGAAUCAGGACCAUCCAGUACGCUUUUCCAAACACUUUCAGGUUUUGUUUUCAUUGACCGUAACAUUUUCCGCCCAAUCCCAUGCAUUUCCCUCCUAUAUAUGGACUCCUCUCCCACCAUGGAUGGUAGGUCAAAGAGGAGCCAUGUGAGGUAGCUGUAUCAACUGAUAUUGCAAGUUCCAAUCCUUCCUUCUUGAAAUUGCUUCUACCACCACACCAAAAAGAAUGUGAGGGGGAAAAAAAAAACCAACUUGAUCCGCGGUUUCUGAUCGAAACACGGCUCUUCUGGUGGGAAAACCAUGUGGGUGUGGAGGUGAAGAGGGCUGUAGAACAUGGGAAAUUAAUUAAAUGAAGUGGCUCGAAGCUUCCUCUGCAGAUUCGCAGGAGAUUAAACAAUUGAUUGAUUUUGAAUUCCCUCAACUUGGAGUCGUUCAUUUAAAAAAUGGGUUUUGGCUCCUAUUUAACAGGCCCUUAAAGUGUUCGAAGAAACGACUGAGUGAAAGUGUCUCUGCACUCCCAGGAGUCUUUCAGCCUUUCCCAUCUUCUUCCUCCUCCUGUCCUCUCAUUAAUUAGCCGACAACAAAAAUGGUGAAAAUUAGCAUUUUUGAGAUGGCUGUCAUAGUUGUUUCUUGCUUUCUUUUAGUUAAGGUCCAUGGGUUCGAGGCUACCGGAUGGUCAAAUGCUCACGCUACUUUCUAUGGAGGCAGUGAUGCUUCUGGAACAAUGGGGGGAUCUUGUGGGUAUGGAAACACUUACACAACUGGUUAUGGGAUAAGGACUACAGCUCUAAGUACAGCAUUGUACAACGGUGGAGCAUCUUGUGGGCAAUGCUACCAGAUUAGAUGUGACUACGAAUCAGACCCGUACUGGUGUAUACAGGGAACUACUGUUACAGUCACUGCGACAAACUUUUGCCCACCAAAUUAUGCGGAAGCAAACAACAAUGGAGGGUGGUGCAACCCACCUCUCCAACAUUUUGACAUGGCUCAGCCUUCUUGGCAAAAGAUUGGCGUCUAUUCAGGCGGGAUCAUUCCUGUGUUGUUCCGAAGGGUACCAUGCAAAAAAAAGAGUGGGGUUAGAUUCACCAUUUCUGGUAGCAACUACUUUCAGCUUGUACUGGUAACAAAUAUGGCUGGGGCUGGAUCUAUCCAAGCUGUGUCAAUCAAAGGUUCAAACACUGGUUGGUUACCACUGUCAAUCAAUUGGGGAGUAAAUUGGCAGUCAAAUAACAACCUUUACGGCCAAUCACUGUCGUUCAGCGUCACCGCUACUGAUGGAGUAACGAAAGUAUUUCAAGACGUUGCCCCUCCUAAUUGGUGUGUUGGCCUGACCUACAGCAGUCCACUUCAGUUCUAAAUCUGAAGUAUGGCGUUAGAUUUUUGGAGUUCAAUGGCAGCGGCGUGCUUAUAUUGGUUUUACAAAUGCAGCCCGCCAUUUCUCCCAUUUUAGAAACGCAACUCCGCGCUAGAUGCGCCAAAAGGUUGUUGAAAUACCGUGCUGAAGAUUUUUUCAGUAAGCAGCGGGAUAACAUUGAAGCUUCAUCGGAUAUUUCUGGUUGUGCUAAUAUGCUAGCAGUGUACACCGUAGAUGAUGUCACAAUACUUGUCAUUGUUUCUGAGCCAACAAAAACAUUCUUUCUUCGAUCA
Messenger RNA from Rhododendron vialii, 1831 nucleotides. RefSeq names its product expansin-A11-like. Bases 771 to 1541 code for a protein of 256 amino acids. Lineage: Eukaryota; Viridiplantae; Streptophyta; Magnoliopsida; Ericales; Ericaceae. Gene Ontology annotation, cellular component: extracellular region. The transcript has 3 exons. The record is from RefSeq and is a predicted model, not a curated record. Gene Ontology annotation, biological process: plant-type cell wall organization.